UAUUACACAUAGCAAACACAGAUCCAACGAGAAAAAAAAAAAAUUUACAAAGUCAAACGUUGACCAAAAGAAAAUAUUAUGGGAAGUUACAGAAUAUGUUGUUGUUUUACAAGAAAAUUCAAAGUCACAGAAGCCGAUCCGCCGUCUGAUGUUAAAGAAGCAUUUCUCAAGUAUUCUGAUGAUGGGAUACAUAUGAAUGUUGAUAACUUGCAAAGGUUUAUCAAUGAUCAGUUUCAAGACAAUAAUCAUUAUGGUGGAAUUAACAAUAAUACUCGUAAUGAUGAUCAUCAGUCGGUUUUAGAUGUGGAAAAGAUAGUGGAACAUGUGCUUCAUCAACGACAUCCGAUUACGUCGUUGAUUAAUAGGAAGUGUUUUACGUUGGAGGAUUUUCAUCAUUAUUUGUUCAAUUCUGAACUUAAUCCUCCCAUUGGAUCUCAAGUUCACCAUGAUAUGAACGCGCCAUUAUCCCAUUAUUUCAUUUACACUGGCCACAACUCGUACUUGACUGGAAACCAGCUGAGUAGCCCUUGCAGUGAAGUGCCAAUAAUUAAGGCAUUGAGACGUGGUGUGCGAGUAAUUGAACUUGAUUUAUGGCCAAACUCAUCUAAAGAUAAUGUGCAUGUUCUUCAUGGAAGGACGCUAACAACACCUGUUGAUCUCCUAAGGUGUUUGAGAUCAAUCAAAGAGAAUGCUUUCGUUGCUUCACCUUAUCCCGUCAUCAUAACACUAGAAGACCACCUUACACCUGAUCUUCAGGAUAAAGUGGCUCAGAUGGUCCAUGAAACAUUUGGGGACAUGCUAUUUUGCCCUAAAUUCGGAAAGUUAAAAGAAUUACCCACACCUGAAAGCUUGAAGCAUCGUAUACUAAUUUCAACAAAACCUCCAAAGGAGUACCUUGAAGCUGAAGAGGACAAGCGGACUAAAUCACAGAGGGCUAAAGAUACCCUUAAUGAUGAUGAUGAUGAUGUUUGGGGUGCAGAGCCCUCAAGGGCCACAUCUAUUAGAUUUCAAAGUGUUAAGUAUGAAAGUGAUGGAAGUGACAACGAUCAUGAUAAUGAAGAUUUAGAAGAUCAUCUAAAGGAAACAGAUACAUGUCCUACUUACAAGAAUUUGAUUGCUAUUCAUGCUGGCAAGCCCAAAGGUGGACUAGAAGAGGCGUUGAAAGUCGAAAGGGAUAAAGUUAGACGUCUAAGUUUGGCAGAACAAGCAUUGGAAAAAGCUGCAGAACACCAUCAACAGGAUAUAGUAAAGUUUACUCAGAAGAACAUUCUUAGAAUUUAUCCUAAGGGCACUCGUUUUACAUCCUCUAAUUACAAGCCACUAGUUGGUUGGCUUCAUGGAGCUCAGAUGGUUGCAUUCAACAUGCAGGGCUAUGGUAGAGCACUUUGGUUGAUGCAUGGAAUGUUCAGGGCCAAUGGAGGAUGUGGUUAUGUUAAAAAACCGGAUUUUUUGAUGACAAAUGGGCCAAAUAACGAGGUGUUCAAUCUCAAAGCAGAGCUUCCAGUGAAGUUAAUUUUAAAGGUGAAGAUUUAUAUGGGAGAUGGAUGGCAUCUCGAUUUCAAGAAAACUCAUUUUGAUGCCUACUCCCCUCCCGAUUUUUACACAAGGGUUGGUAUAUCUGGAGCACCUGCUGAUGAAAUAAUGAGAAAGACGCAAAAAAUAGAGGACGAUUGGACGCCUGUUUGGAAUGAAGAGUUCACUUUUCCGUUGACACUUCCUGAAAUAGCUUUGCUUAGAAUUGAAGUACAUGAAUAUGACAUGUCUGAGAAAGAUGAUUUUGGCGGCCAAACUUGCCUUCCGGUUUCUGAGUUAAGGCCUGGAAUACGUGCAGUGCCUCUUUGUAACCGUAAAGGAGAUCCCUAUACGUCUGCAAGACUACUUAUACGAUUCGAGUUUGUGUCUAAUUUGUCUUAAAUUUUCAUUCUGAUUAUUAGUACUGUAGUAUGAGAACUUUUUCACAUCUCAUUUCAAAAUAAAUUCUUAGUAUAUAAGCAAAUGCCUAUUUAUUUUGGAACUUAAA
Erigeron canadensis is the source of this 2020-nucleotide messenger RNA. RefSeq names its product phosphoinositide phospholipase C 2-like. The coding region runs from base 79 to 1914 and encodes 611 amino acids. NCBI's taxonomy places the organism in Eukaryota, Viridiplantae, Streptophyta, Magnoliopsida, Asterales, Asteraceae. Gene Ontology annotation, biological process: phosphatidylinositol-mediated signaling; lipid metabolic process. The transcript has 9 exons. The record is from RefSeq and is a predicted model, not a curated record. Gene Ontology annotation, molecular function: phosphatidylinositol-4,5-bisphosphate phospholipase C activity.